Peromyscus eremicus (cactus mouse) is the source of this 2517-nucleotide messenger RNA. RefSeq names its product gastrula zinc finger protein XlCGF57.1-like. Gene Ontology annotation, biological process: negative regulation of transcription by RNA polymerase II. Gene Ontology annotation, molecular function: DNA-binding transcription repressor activity, RNA polymerase II-specific. Bases 1 to 1836 code for a protein of 611 amino acids. The record is from RefSeq and is a predicted model, not a curated record. The transcript has 4 exons. Lineage: Eukaryota; Metazoa; Chordata; Mammalia; Rodentia; Cricetidae.
AUGGGGCCCAAUGAAGAGACUGAUGUGGUGACCUAUGAGGAUGUGCAUGUGAACUUCACUCCUGAAGAGUGGGCUUUGCUGGAUCAUUCCCAGAAGAGUCUCUACAAAAAUGUGAUGCUGGAAACCUAUUGGAACCUCAUUUCUAUAGGGUUCAAAUGGAAAGACCAUAAUAUUGAAGAACAUUGUCAGAGCUCUAGAAGAAAUGGAAGGUAUGUCAUCUGUCAUUCUGGAUACAAGGCGUGUGAGCAUAAGGGACAUGCAAAGAAGCAUUGUACUUCUGUCUUUCGCAGAAAAGUUGGAAGAUGUGUAGUAGUCCCCUCUAUGAGAAGACAUGAUGACUGUGAUACAAGUUUACAAUUAAUUGGUUUUUCAACUUCAGGGGGAAUUCAUCAACAAACUCACAUUGAAGAAAAACCUUAUGAGUACCAGGAAUAUGGAAAUUCAUCUCUCUGUACUGGUUCACUGUGCACAUGUAGUGUGGCUCACAGUAUAAGAAAAUGUUCUGAAUGCAAUCAGUGUGGUCACAUCCUCAGUUCUUCAAGUUCUCUUCAAAGAUGUGAAAAAACUCAUGUGGGAAGAGAAAAUAAUAAAUGUGAGUCAUCUACUAAAGGCUUUAGGCCUGACAGGCAUCGUCAAACACACCGAACAACCAAUAACGAAGAGGCUCUCUAUGAAUGUAAUCAACAUGAUAAAGCCUUUAGAUCUGACUCCUCUUUAAAAGUACACCGAAGAACUCAUUUAGAAGGAAAACUCUAUGAAUCUAAUCAAAGUUAUAAAGCCUUUGAAUGUCACAGUCUUCAUCAAGUACAUAGAAUUCAAGCUAAAGAGAAAAAGUAUGAAUACUCUCAAUGUGAUAAAUCCUUUGAAUGUCCCACUAACCUUCAAAUAUAUAAUAGAAGUCAUACUGGAGAGAAAUCUUAUGAAUGUAAUCAAUGUGGCAAAGCCUUUGCAUAUAACAGUCAUCUUCUCACUCAUCUAAGAAGUCAUACUGGAGAGAAACCCUAUGAAUGUAAUCACUGUGGUAAAGCCUUUGCACGGAAGAAGAAUCUUCUCUGUCAUGAAAAAAGUCAUACUGGAGAGAAACCCUAUAAAUGUAAUCAAUGUGGUAAAACCUUUGCAGAGAAGUAUAUGCUUCUCAGUCAUGAAAGAAUUCAUACUGGAGAGAAACCCUAUAAAUGUAGUCAAUGUGAUAAAGCCUUUUCAAGGAAGAGUAAUCUUCUCAACCAUGAAAGAAUUCAUGCUGGAGAGAAACCCUAUGAAUGUAAUCACUGUGGUAAAGCCUUUGCACAGAAGAGUAAUCUUCUCAUUCAUGAAAGAAUUCAUACUGGAGAGAGACCCUAUGAAUGUAAUCUAUGUGAUAAAGCUUAUGUAUCGAAGAGUAGUCUUCACAGUCAUGCAAGAAGUCAUAAUGGAGAGAGACCCUAUGAAUGUAAGCAAUGUGGUAAAACUUUUGUACAGAAGAAUAGUCUCCAAAUUCAUGAAAGAAUUCAUACUGGAGAGAAACCCUAUGAAUGUAAUCAGUGUGGUAAAGCCUUUGUCCAGAAAAGUACUCUUCAUAGUCAUGAAAUAAUUCAUACUGAUAAGAAACCCUAUGAAUGCAGUGAAUGUGGUAAAACCUUUGCAGAGAAGAAGAAUCUUCUUGGUCAUGAAAGAAAUCAUACUGGAGAGAAACCUUAUGAAUGCAAUCAAUGUGGUAAAGCCUUUGCACUGAAGAAAUAUCUUCUUAGCCAUGAAAGAAUUCAUAGUGGACAGAAACCCUAUGAAUGUAAUCAAUGUGGUAAAGCAUUUGCAACAAAGGGUUAUCUUCUUAAUCACAAAAGAAUUCAUACUAAAUAGUACCAUAUGGAUAUAAUCAAUAUGGUAAUAAGAUGUGAGCUGCCAUGUGAGUGCUAGAAACUGAACUGUGUUUUCUACAAGAGGUACUUGCUGGAGUCCAAUCCAUAGGGGUUCAGGUCCUAAAGAGGAAAUUGGUUGUCACCAAAAGGAGACUGCCAUGAUCUGAGCAUGAGUCAGCAUAGCUGCUGCUUUAUUGAAAAAGGACUACACCUUUUCUAUGCUAUAACUGAAUAUUAGUUUAGACUCAAGCAAGAUUGUAAGCAGACUUACUGAUUCCAGGAUAAAAGCAGGCAUCAACUUCAUCACAGCAUUUUUCCUGAGACAAAAAGUGAUAGUUCCACCAAGUAUCUAAAGGCCUUUCUGGAUGUGAGCCCAUUAUUUCCUUUUGUAGUGUGCUCUUAUCCCUGGGACCAGGUGUAUCCAGUUAGUGCAUCUUUAAGUUCUCUGUUCUUGGUAAUCAGGGGAACAAAAUGAGCAUUCUUGUGUGAGAGUAGGCAUAUUUAUCAUGCUAUGUGAUUCCAUGGUGAUGGGGAUUAUUCAAUAAUUUUUUUUUUUGAAGAGACUGCCUGUGUAUACAUUCCUAUCCUCUACUGAAGCCCACAAAAAAAAAAUAUUUCCCACAGGAAAAAUGCAUAAGGAGACUUCAUAAUAUAUAAUGGGAAUUAUUAAAUAAAUUAUUAA